AUGGCACAGCGUGUACACGUUCUAUUUAUAGGUUCAAAAUACUUGUUUUCUGCUCAUUCCAAAGCAAUUACAAUGAGGUCUAAUGAAAUUAAGCGAUUUACUGUUUUGGCUGAGGAAGUGUACACAUCAGCCAUUGGUGAUCCUGGGAUGAGAAGAGAUGGUCUUAGAGUGGCAAUAGAGGCAUGGAAUCAAUGCAAUGAAAUUGCUUUGAUGUUGAUAACUCCACUUUACCUCGUUCCAAAGUCACCAAAUUUCAAAGUGAGAUUCACUCUAGACGUAAAACAAGGAAAGAGUCCGAGAAGCCAGUUGUACCUCAUGGACAUCGGAAGUUGUUGGAAGAACAAUGGCCAACCUUGCAAUGGGGACGUCACAACGGAUGUCACCAGAUACAGUGAAAUGAUUAUAAACCCAGACCUGCAAUCAUACUGCAACUCGAGCCACCUUGUUGACUGCCCUCCUUAUCACACCUUUCGAAAUGGAACACGUAUCCAUAGGACAGACAAAGAUAACUAUCCCUACGAGGCUUAUCACGUGUAUUGUUCCCCGGGCAAUGCUGAGUAUACUGAGGAGCCAAAAAGAUUCUGUGAUCCUUAUAGUAAUCCCCAACCGCAGGAAAUAGUGCAAAUUGUCCCUCACCCAGUUUGGGGAGAAUAUGGUUACCCAACAAAAAAAGGAGAUGGUUGGAUUGGCGAUCCAAGAACUUGGGAACUUAAUGUUGGAAAACUUUCUCAGGCGCUCUAUUUCUAUCAGGAUCCAGGCACCAAACCGGUGAAAAGACAUUGGCCGUCGAUUAACUUGGGAGCUGAAGUGUACAUCGAUGGCAACGAAAUCCUAGAGUGGACUGUUAGUGAUUUCGACAUCAUUAUUACAAGAGAUGAUACUUAGCAAUCUUACUGGCAUUUACCAUCACAAGGUUAUACAAGUUUCAUGAACAUUUGAGGUGCAAGCUUCCCUUGUACCAAGAAAUUAUGGAGACUGAGGCCUUAAUCAAAGUGGUGGGAAUCCAAAAUAUGUGGACAAGUGCAGAGUUGAAAAGUACAUGGCUAGUUGGAUAGGAUUUUAAAAGAUCUGGUUCAUAUUUACUUUUAAAAAAUUCUUUCCUUUUGUGAAUUUUGUGGCCAAUUCUGUGCUAUGUUUUUGCGUCCUUAGUGAAAAUAAAUCUAAGUCUUGUUUUUUAUGGAUAUUAUCAAGAUCUCCCUGAAAUGGUUUUGGGUAGCAGCUUCAGAAAUAGA
Rhododendron vialii is the source of this 1232-nucleotide messenger RNA. RefSeq lists its product as uncharacterized. The record is from RefSeq and is a predicted model, not a curated record. The transcript is spliced from 5 exons. The coding region runs from base 1 to 885 and encodes 294 amino acids. NCBI's taxonomy places the organism in Eukaryota, Viridiplantae, Streptophyta, Magnoliopsida, Ericales, Ericaceae.